GAAUUAAUUGAAGUCUUUACAAGUGCUGGAGAACCAACAGGAAGAGGGGAACCAAGAUCUAAAAUUCAUUCCGAAGGUAUUUGGCAUAAUACUGUUCAUACAUGGGUGUUGGAAACAAGCACUGGCAAAUUGUUGGUUCAGAGAAGAUCACCAAACAAGUUAAAUCAUCCAAAUCAAUGGGAUACUUCAUCUGCUGGUCAUAUUUCUUUUGGACAAUCUAGUGAUGAAGCAAGUGUUAGAGAAAUUGAAGAAGAAUUGGGUAUU
This is a messenger RNA of Naegleria gruberi, 264 nucleotides long. RefSeq lists its product as uncharacterized. The annotation marks the transcript as partial. The record is from RefSeq and is a predicted model, not a curated record. The transcript has a single exon. Gene Ontology annotation, cellular component: cytoplasm. Gene Ontology annotation, biological process: isopentenyl diphosphate biosynthetic process. Lineage: Eukaryota; Heterolobosea; Eutetramitea; Acrasida; Naegleriidae. Gene Ontology annotation, molecular function: isopentenyl-diphosphate delta-isomerase activity.